AUGAAUAUGGAAAUCAUGCUUCCCAACGAAGAGGUCACAACGGUUGAAUUUGAAUACAAAAAGCUCGAAAAGCAUUGCUUUUCAUGCUUCUCUUUAUCCCAUGAGGAAAGGGAUUGUCAUAUGACCAAAGAGGGGGUAAGAGAUUUGAGUAAGUUGGGUAUUAACCAAAGAAAGGUCUUAAACCGUAUGGAAGCAGAAAGGAGAUGGGACUACGAGAGAAGACAACUUGGACCUAACCCCAACUUCUCCUAUAAGCGAACUUACAGAGACUCAUCCCUUAUAGUCUCAAAUUACAGAGGCUCCUUUGACCAUAGGGAAGCACGCAGAGAACCGGUUAGGAACCACAUGGAGAAGUACACAAAGGAAGCUCCUCCUCGAGCCUCAAGAGAACCCCAUAACAGAGAUGCAGAUCGAAGGUCACAAUCUGACAUCAGAGGAGCACUACGAAGGGGAAACUCGUACUACAGACCGGUUUCACAAGGCCAAGUACACAGCUCCCAAUCGGCUACCCAUAGCAGAAUACAACCUCGGGAAAUUGGAUUCUCGGAUAGUGAUCUCAGACACCAUCCAGUUCUAAAUGGAAAUCAACACGGGAAGUCUAUUUCCAACUCCAAGAUCAGCCACACGCCUCCUCCUAACCCCCGAAGAGAUCCCAUUUCCCCUAUUAUUAUACCAAACACAAGACAGGAGGAAGGCUUUUCCCCUCGGCCAAAGGGACCAGCUAGGGAGCGUCUCUCUUUCUCAAGAACCUCAGCACUACAAAGACUAGGAGAAACUCACAGUUCUGAUUCAGGACAGCUACAGGACAUCACAGUCCACUAUUUGGAAGAGAAUGAGACCAAUCUAGUAGACAACAGAGUCUCAGCUCUAAGAAGAAGUAGCGACCCUCCCUCAUUCGAUUUAGUGCAGGUUACUAUUCCUAACUCUGCAAAUCCUGCUACUAGGAGGGCGAAUACAAAGGGCUCCACUCUCAUAUGA
Molecule: messenger RNA, 978 nt
Organism: Arabis nemorensis
Lineage: Eukaryota; Viridiplantae; Streptophyta; Magnoliopsida; Brassicales; Brassicaceae
Source: the annotation of a GenBank genome assembly